AUGGGAGACUACAAGAUAAAGUCUGUUGCGGUCGUUGGAGCCGGAGCUGCCGGCGCUAUCUCGGCAGCAGCUCUGAAGGCAGAGAAUUACUUCGACCGUAUCCGAGUAUUUGAACGCAGAGAAACACCCGGAGGCACUUGGAUUUACGAUGCGGAUCCCAAGGUCGCUCCUAUCCAGCCUGGAGGCUUCCCAGCGGAUAUUGAUAAGCCACUCGCGAUUCCACAAAACCUGCCGACCACGAGGCCCCCAGAUCAGCAGGAAAGAUACGCCGAUACACCUAUCUACCAGAAUCUCACAACUAAUGUGCCUCAAAUCGCGAUGUCCUUCUCGGAUCAGCCGUUUUCGUAUGGGCCUUUCGUUCCUCAUUACGUUCCUCGCCAAUACAUAGAAACAUACUUCUCGACCCACAAGACUGACGAAUAUUUAUCUCUGAAUACUACAGUAGAAGAUAUCUCCCAGUUACCUGCCGCUACAAAAGGAGGACUGAAGUCAUGGAGAUUGACAUUGCGCAGAUAUGACCCUCUACGCCACGUUGAUGUAUGGUGGCAAGAAGACUUCGACGCAGUGAUACUGGCCAACGGGCACUAUGCCAUUCCAUGGGUUCCGCAUGUCCAAGGCUUGGAGGCUUACAUGGAGAAAUUCCCUGGUAGAGUGAUACACUCCAAAUUCUAUCGCUCACCUUGGAUAUACGUCAAUAAAAGAGUCCUGGUAAUUGGAAACUCAGCUUCUGGUCAUGAUAUAGCAGUGGAUCUUCUCCAGUCUGUCCACCAACCGCUCUACCAGUCACGACGAUCUCGAGGAAGAUUAGAUGGUAACGAGCCGCCGUUGGGAAUGGAGUGGAGAACAGUAAUCAAAGAGUAUCAGCUCGACGGCACAAUCGUGUUCGAUGAUGGGAGCGAACUCAAAGAUAUUGAUCACAUCCUCUACUGUACAGGAUAUCUUCCGUCUUAUCCGUUUUGGAACAGCAAGGUCAACGGUCGUCCACUAUUCGAUUAUAAGAAUAGAAAGCUUAUCAACAACUACUGGCAUACAUUCUUUCAAGAUAUACCAAAUUUGGCAGUUGUCGGUAUGCCUCGCGUCUUGACAUUCCGAAGCUUCGAAUACCAGGCUAUAGCGCUUGCGCGACUCUUCUCAGGGAGAAACUCUAUUCCUCUUCCUCUGAAGGAAGAACAAAAGAAAUGGGAAAUUAACAGAGAGAAGCUUUGUCGACAGCAAGGACGAAAGUUUCACGAGAUAGAGUGGGAGACUGGUGAGACAUUCAGAUGGUUGGAGGGGUUCUUCCAGAUCGCAGGGCUGGGAACACUGUCCGGGGAGGGCAGAAUACCUCCUGUCUUGAGCAAAGAUCUUAUUUGGGCUAUAGAACAUGUGAGAAAGUACCCAGAGCCAGGGAAGGAUAGUCACUACGAGAGGAUAGAAGAGUCUGAAUCUGAACAUGAUGGUUGGGAUUUGGUUGAAAGCACGCAUAAAGAUCUCUUGUCUUUCAUCUAA
Fusarium redolens is the source of this 1488-nucleotide messenger RNA. RefSeq lists its product as uncharacterized. The coding region runs from base 1 to 1488 and encodes 495 amino acids. The record is from RefSeq and is a predicted model, not a curated record. The transcript is spliced from 5 exons. Gene Ontology annotation, molecular function: NADP binding; N,N-dimethylaniline monooxygenase activity; flavin adenine dinucleotide binding. Lineage: Eukaryota; Fungi; Ascomycota; Sordariomycetes; Hypocreales; Nectriaceae.